GUUGCGCCAUGUUAACGCUGCACGUUGCUAUGCUGUUGCUUUUUGCAGCGGCGACAGGCGAACGAACGCUUAUUGCUGGGUAGCCACACACUCACUCUAGACAGUAGACAGCCGUGGCAAAAGAGUGCGGUUCAAUACGGACAGAGGAUUGACGCUGUUUUCGUCUCGCCGAGAUCCCCUUACAAACUAAUAGCGAAUGUUUAUGAAAAUACACGGAAUGACCGAAGACUCCCUCUAAUCGCCGUUUUUUACAUACCGUGGGGAUUGUUCGUUGUCGUUUUGAGGUACAAGCAAGCAAUCCAGCCAGGAGGCCCCCCUGUGAAUCUCUAUGCGCACUCGGGCGACAACGAUGUGGUUUCAAUGGUUCUGCAGCGGAUGAAUUAAACUGGAUUUUUUUCUCUUACUCUAUAUUUUGUAAUCAUCAUCCUCAUAAGUUUGCUCUCCAAAAACUGUACUCUCCUGGAGCUGUAUAUGAAGACCUUGUGUGCACAGUAAUGAGCGCACGCUUCCGAUUGCCCGCCGGCAGAAACUACAAUGUCCGCGCAUCGGAGCUCGCACGGGACGGGCUGCACGCAGAGGUGCUCUGUAACGUUCUCCUGCUGGACAGCACUGUGCAGGCCUUCAAAGUCAACAAGCACGAUCAGGGACAGGUCCUGCUGGAUCUAGUGUUUAAGCACCUCGAGCUGACAGAGCGGGACUACUUCGGCCUCCUGCUGGCUGACGACACCUCCGACAGCCAGAGGUGGCUGGAUCCAAACAAGCCCAUCAGGAAGCAAUUAAAAAGAGGGUCUCCGCAUAGUUUGAAUUUCAGGGUCAAGUUUUUUGUCAGUGACCCGGGCAAACUUCAGGAAGAGUAUACAAGGUACCUGUACUAUCUGCAGCUCAAGCAGGACAUCCUUAGUGGGAGGUUGCCCUGUCCACACAAUACUGCCGCUCUUCUGGCCUCUUAUGCUAUUCAAUUCUCACACACGCCCUGUUGUGUUUGCGUUGCAGCCGAGCUGGGAGAUUACAGCCACUCUGAGCACCUGCCUGGCUACCUCUCAGAGUACAGCUUCAUCCCCAACCCACCGCAGGACUUCGACAAGGAGAUCGCUAAGCUGCAUCAGCAGCACAAUGGACUGUCUCCUGCAGAAGCAGAGUUUAAUUAUCUGAACACAGCGCGGUCACUGGAGCUGUACGGGGUGGAACUGCACUAUGCAAGGGAUCAAAGUAGCACUGAGAUUUUAAUUGGGGUGAUGUCCGCUGGGAUUGCCAUUCACAAGAACAGGGUACGAAUCAACUACUUUCCAUGGUUGAAGAUUGUAAAAAUAUCUUUUAAAUGUAAACAGUUUUUUAUUCAACUCCGAAGAGAGCCGAACGAGAGUAGAGAGACACUGCUGGGCUUCAACAUGGUGAACUACCGCGCCUGUAAGAACCUGUGGAAGGCCUGUGUGGAGCACCACACCUUCUUCCGCCUGGACCAGCCGGUGCCCCCACAGAAGAACUUCUUUGCACAUUACUUCUCCCUGGGCUCCAAGUUCCGCUACUGCGGGAGGACGGAGGCACAGUCGGUGCAGUAUGGAAAAGAGAAGGGCAACAAGAACCGUGUGUUUGCCAGGUCUCCCAGCAAGCCCCUGGUGCGGAAGCUGAUGAGCGGGAUGGACUGGGAGACGGUGAGCCGGACGUCGCUCUCAGACGAACGCCUGGAGACGCAGAGUCUGCCCACGCGCUCCCCGCCGGGCACCCCGACCCAGAACUCCAUGUUUGCACAAGAGGGCACACGUGUGCGUCCAUCCUCCGUGGGACACCUGGUCGAUCACGUGAUUCAUCCCUCCCCCAGCCAGACAUUCACCAAUCACAAAUCAGCCUCCUCCACACAGGCCAAUAGCAUCAGCCUUGACUCCACCCCGUCUCCCGAUGUGGACGGUCAGCCCCCGGCGUUGCCCCCCAAGCAGUCCCGUCGGAGUCAGCUGAGCCGCUCGCCCUCGCAACAGGAGCUGGACAACAACCACGUCAACGAGCUCUACGACACACCCGCGCCCUCCGACAAGAGCAUGUUGAACGGAGUGGUGCCUCAUGACAACCUGGUCCUGAUUAAGAUGAGGCCGGAUGAGCACGGACGGUUUGGAUUUAACGUCAAGGGCGGGGCGGAUCAGAAGAUGCCCAUCAUUGUGUCGCGGGUGGCCCCUGGAACCUCGGCGGACCUGUGCGUGCCGCGGCUGAACGAGGGGGACCAGGUGGUUCUGAUCAACGGGCGGGACAUCUCGGACCACACGCACGACCAGGUGGUGAUGUUCAUCAAGGCCAGCUGCGAGGGCAACGCCGGAGAGCUCAUCCUGCUGGUGCGCCCCAACGCCAUCUAUGACGUGGUGGACGAGCGUCUGGACUCUGAGCCGGACUUCCAGUACAUUCCGGAGCAGGCGAGCGGCGACCGGUCAGCGCUGGACCCCGAGGCCUGGAGGAUCUCCAUGCACCAGCUCCGCGAGGGGCUCAACUGCGGGGCCGUGCUCGCACAGUUCGACCAACUGUACCGAAAGCGUCCUGGAAUGACCAUGUCUUGUGCCAAAUUACCUCAGAACAUUUCCAAAAACAGAUACAGGGACAUAUCUCCAUAUGAUGCAACGCGGGUCAUCCUGAAAGGUGGCGAGGAUUACAUCAAUGCCAAUUACAUAAACAUGGAGAUCCCUGCGUCGGGGCUGAUAAACCGCUACAUAGCGUGCCAGGGUCCGCUGCCCAACACGUGCGCUCACUUCUGGCAGAUGAGCUGGGAGCAGGGCUCCUCCCUGGUGGUCAUGCUCACUACGCAGGUGGAGCGAGGCCGGGUCAAGUGUCAUCAGUACUGGCCCAACCCUUCCAAUAGUGCCACCUACGGCUGUUUCCAGGUCAACUGUUUGUCCGAGGAGGGCAACUGCGCCUACACAGUCCGAGAGAUGACCCUCACCAACACUGAGACGGAGGAGGAGCGGCCGCUGACCCAGCUGCAGUACAUGGCCUGGCCGGACCACGGCGUCCCCGACGACUCCACGGACUUCCUGGACUUCGUGGCUCUGGUGCGCGGCAAGAGGGAGGGCAAGGACGAGCCGGUUGUUGUGCACUGCAGUGCUGGGAUUGGUCGGACCGGAGUUCUCAUCACCAUGGAAACAGCGAUGUGUAUGAUCGAGAGUAAUCAGCCUGUGUACCCAUUAGACAUCGUGAGAACAAUGAGGGACCAGAGAGCCAUGAUGAUUCAAACCCCUAGCCAGUACCGGUUUGUGUGCGAGGCGAUCCUGAAAGUGUACGAGGAGGGCCUGCUCUCUCCCCAGUCGACCCCCGUCGAGGAAGAGCCCGGAGCGGCCGCAGACCAAACCUGACCGGCUGCGCUGCCACUGACCCAUGAGGAGCGCCCCCUCCUGGACAAGGAGGGGGAUGGACACUGACUGGAGGGGAAAAGAGAGAGAGGGGAGAGGGGGUAAAAAUAACGAAACAAAAACAAAAAAUCUAAGCACUGAUGCACUUUAUGUUAACAAGAGAAAAAGAAACAGUGAUAUGUGGAGAUUUAUGUUUAAACAAACAAAAAGCAAAACAAACAAAAAAAAAAGAAAGAAAAUAAGUGGGUAAAAAAAUGACAUAAGGUUGCAUAAUUUGGUAUUUUCUAGAAUUAACAAGCUUUUCAGGGUGAUGUUGGAGUAUGUGUGGAUCGCUGUAGUGCCAUAAAUUAGGACAAGCCCGUUGGAACAACACACACGAGAACAAUCGGACAACUAGACAAGACAUCAGCGCUCCUUUACUCUCACGGCAGGCAGCCUGUUUUAAAAGGAUAUUUAUUCUAUUUUAUUUGUUUAAAAGAAGAAAAAGGCUUAUAGAUUCUUUAUUCUUUAUUUUUUUUCUCAUGCUGACAUUCUGAAUUGGGGAAAUAAGUAUCACUUCUUUUUUUAAUUAUUAUUGUGAUAUUCUUUCUCUCUCUUUUUUGCAUUUCCUGCAACGCAGUUCUCACUCAUAUGAUCAUUGACAAUGUGGUCAUGUGACUGUGUGGUCAUGUAACUGAUCAUGUGAUCAUGUGAUCAUGUGGAAGAUCAGGAUCAGAAUCUCUGCUGAAAGGCUGUGAGCUGUUUUUGGGCAGGGAGUGAUUUUGUUGUUAUUGUUGUUUUUUUGUUUUGUUUUGUUUUUUUGUGCUGCAUAAACUGGAUCCUUCUGAAACUGGACCGGAGACCCGUCUCCUUCCUCGUGCUCACCCUUCACACACACACACACACACACCAGUCAUACCUACUGCUCUCUCUACAGGGAGCGUCACAAUCCACCCAUUACUUGGUGGGCACUAUAUGUGUGCGGUUCCUUUUCUGUGUGUGUGUGUGUGUGAGAGAGAGAGAGAGAGUGUGUGUGUGUGUGUGUGUGUGUGUGUGUGUGUGUGUGAGUGAGUGAUAGUGCCAGCCUUUGCUCAUGGUUUUUUUUAUGGUGCAAACAUCCUCUGCCAGCCGCCUUCAACUCCCACAAUGCUUUGUAACGAUUCCCCACCCCACCUAAAAUUACCAACAAACAAACUGUAGAUACACACAUCUUGAUUUUGUUUUUGAAAAUUUUCCAUCAGGUUUUUUUUUUUUUUUACACAUUUGCUUUCAAGGUACACAAGCUUCAAAAGCAAGUACUAGCUUAAAAACGACAAAAAUAAUAAUAAUAAUAAUAACAAUAAUAAUAAUACGAUAUUGAAGACAAUACAGUCAGCAACAGCGGUAUGACUUGGACUCUAGUGCCGUGGUGCAUGUGUACUGUCAAACUUGUGAAAAUGUUUCUUACGCUGCCAAAAAAACCCUUUAUAUGUAUAAGCUGUCUCCUGCAAUGUAAGCUGAUGGGGCCACAGCUGACAUCUGUGCUUCAGGUGCUGCCGUCUUGCCAUUUGUUUAGAUUGUUUAUUGUUUCUUAAUUUUUGUUUUAAUUUGUUUGUUUUUUGGUACAGUGAGUUUUGUGAGGUAUGCCUUGCCACAGGAAAAUGAUGAUUUGUUUCCCCCCUAAAUGUAUCUAAUUUAUCUUAUCUUAAAAAAAAAAAAACAGAAAAAAAAAAAAAAAAAGAAGACUGACCGUCAAUUCUAAAGAGUCUUACUGAGUGGGGUGAGAGGGUAUUCGUGGUUUCUCUCAGACAAACAUCACCAAUGAUGUUCUAUCUCACCCAGCAGGCGCUUCUGCGCCCCUGACUCCCCAAUCCCACAAUACUCACACACACACACACACACACACACACACACACACACACACAUACAUACAUAUAUACACACACGCGCACACACACACACACACACACACACACACACACACACACACACACACACUCACUUUCACACACUCUCUCGAUCAAACACUGGCCUGAGUUGGUGCCCGAUACCCCGGUAGUGGGCACAGGCGGUGAGUUGGCACUGAGGAUGCCCCAGUUCUGCCGGCAGAGCUUCAUCCUCAGGAUGUCUGGUGGGAAGGCCUCUGGAAACCUGGUCCUGUCAUCUUUAGCUGACUAGUAUUCAUUUUUUUAUUUGAUUUUAUUUUGGAUUAUUUCAGCUGUCAAUCUCACAGACACUUUAACGUGAAGUGAAAUAGGAGUGAACAAGUGAUACAUGACACAUGCAAGUCAAUAAUUCAGAUGACUUUUUAAGGACAUUUGCCUCUGUUUUUGUUUUUGUUUGUUUGUUUUUUUUUUGUUUUUGUUUUUGUUGAUGGUGGUACAACGGAGUAGGACUGGGGCUUCCAGGACCAACAUGAUUUUCAUCCUCCUGAAUGUUCCGUAACGAGACUUGCUGGGUUUAACUAAGUGUUGUGAUGGCUCCUGAGCUAGAGAUUUGCUAUUGAUAUCAUUUAGUUGGGGGGAGUCGGUCGGGGCUAUUUUUGUAAAAGAGACCCUUUUGUGCGCCCCUGGAAUGGACAGCACUUUUGCAGCUGACUGUGUAGACGACAGUGCUACGUGAGAAUUCAUAGUUUGAGAGUGUGUGUGUGUGUGUGUGUGUGUGUGUGUGUG
Sardina pilchardus (European sardine) is the source of this 5956-nucleotide messenger RNA. RefSeq names its product tyrosine-protein phosphatase non-receptor type 4-like. Gene Ontology annotation, cellular component: cytoskeleton; cytoplasm; cytoplasmic side of plasma membrane. The transcript has 27 exons. The record is from RefSeq and is a predicted model, not a curated record. Bases 495 to 3329 code for a protein of 944 amino acids. Gene Ontology annotation, molecular function: protein tyrosine phosphatase activity; cytoskeletal protein binding. Gene Ontology annotation, biological process: protein dephosphorylation. Lineage: Eukaryota; Metazoa; Chordata; Actinopteri; Clupeiformes; Clupeidae.